Messenger RNA from Cornus florida, 1761 nucleotides. Its product is annotated as protein BONZAI 3-like. The transcript has 14 exons. NCBI's taxonomy places the organism in Eukaryota, Viridiplantae, Streptophyta, Magnoliopsida, Cornales, Cornaceae. Gene Ontology annotation, cellular component: plasma membrane. Gene Ontology annotation, molecular function: calcium-dependent phospholipid binding. The record is from RefSeq and is a predicted model, not a curated record. Bases 1 to 1740 code for a protein of 579 amino acids. Gene Ontology annotation, biological process: cellular response to calcium ion.
AUGGAUUUCUGCAGGGCAAGGGGAUGGUGGCCUGUGAUGGUGGUGGAAGGCGAAGGAGGAAAAAGCGAUUGGCAAGUGGCCGGAAUGGAUGGUGAUCAAAACGUAACCCAAUUGCAAGCCGAGACGGAGACAACAAGCAUAUGGCAAGUGGCCGGAAUCGAUGGUGUUUGGGCGCAAUUCACCAUCCCACCGCAAAUAAUGCUGAAGUUGAAAGAACAAGAAUUUCUUGGUGAAGCCAGUUGUGUAGUAUCUCAGAUAUUGACUAAACAAAGUCGGAGUUUGACCCUUCGCCUUCACAAUAAAAAUGGGCACAGUGGUCUGAAAAACUUGGGGACACUAACUGUCCAUGCAGAGGAAACUGCUGGUUCAAGAAAUGCUGUAGAGAUGACAUUCCAUUGUUCCAACUUGGAUAACAAGGACCUAUUUUCCAAAAGUGAUCCUUUCUUGAGAGUAUCUAGGGUUGUUGAGACUGGUAUUUCUGUUCCAAUUUGCAAGACAGAAGUCGUGAAUAACAACUUGAAUCCAAUGUGGAAGCCUCUGUGUCUCACAAUGCAGCAGUUUGGGAGCAAGGAUAAUCCAUUAGUUAUUGAGUGCUUUGAUUUCAAUAGCAGUGGCAAUCAUGUACUGAUCGGUAAAAUGCAGAAAUCAGUGACGGACCUUGAAAAACUUCACAAAGAAAAGAUUGGUGCAAAUUUUAUCAUACCAUCUGCUCGCCAGGGUCAUGAAAAGGUUCUGAAGGGUCAACUUUUUGUUGAUGGCUUUGUUGAAAAGAAACUGCACAGUUUUAUCGAUUACAUUUCUAGUGGCUUUGAACUUAACUUUAUGGUUGCUGUUGAUUUUACCGCUUCAAAUGGAAAUCCUCGCAGUGUAAGUUCUUUGCACUACAUUGAUCCUUCAGGCCGGUUGAAUGCUUACCAGCAGGCUAUAACGGAGGUUGGCGAGGUCAUACAAUUCUAUGAUUCUGACAGGCGCUUUCCUGCUUGGGGCUUUGGAGGAAGGACGUUUGAUGGUUCAGUAUCUCACUGUUUUAACUUGAGUGGUACAGGUGGCUUUGAGGUUGAAGGAGUAGAAGGUAUAAUGGCUGCUUAUUCAGGUGCUCUGAACAAUGUUGCUCUUGCUGGACCCACCUUAUUUGGUCCGGUUAUCAACAAGGCUGCAGAAAUUGCUGGGCAUUCCCUCUCAUACGACAAGAGCAAGUACUUUGUCUUGCUGAUUAUAACGGAUGGAGUCCUUACUGAUCUUCAGGAAACUAAAGAUGCUUUAGUGAGAGCAUCCGACCUACCGCUUUCAAUUCUUAUUGUUGGAGUUGGUGGUGCAGAUUUUGAAAAAAUGGAGAUCCUAGAUGCCGAUGGUGGGCAAAGAUUAGAGAGUUCCACGGGAAGGAUAGCUACACGAGACAUUGUACAAUUUGUUCCGAUGCGUGAUGUGCAUGGCGGGCAGAUCUCGGUUGUUCAAGCUCUCUUGGAAGAGCUACCUGGUCAGUUCUUGACUUACAUGCGGAGUAGAGAUAUCAAACCACACACGGCCAAUGUAGCCCGAACUUCUUCUCAAGCGUAUCCACACACGGGCAAUGUAGCACAAACUUUUUCUCAAGCAUAUCCACACACGGCCAAUGUACCCCAAGCUUCUUCUCCAGCGUAUCCACACACGGGCAAUGUAGCCCAAACUUCUUCUCAAGCGUAUCCACACACGGGCAAUGUAGCCCAAACUUCUUCGCGUAUCCACACAGGGCCAAUGUAGCCCAAGCUUCUAAUCCAGCGU